This is a messenger RNA of Magnolia sinica, 2716 nucleotides long. RefSeq names its product organellar oligopeptidase A, chloroplastic/mitochondrial-like. Gene Ontology annotation, biological process: peptide metabolic process; proteolysis. Lineage: Eukaryota; Viridiplantae; Streptophyta; Magnoliopsida; Magnoliales; Magnoliaceae. The transcript is spliced from 17 exons. The coding region runs from base 85 to 2220 and encodes 711 amino acids. The record is from RefSeq and is a predicted model, not a curated record. Gene Ontology annotation, molecular function: metalloendopeptidase activity. Gene Ontology annotation, cellular component: chloroplast.
AAAAACACCACAUUUCAACGAACUCCAACUCCCGACGACCACCAUUUCCAUUUUCUGUCACUAACAUCUCCCAAAAUCCCAUCCAUGUCCUCUCCUCCUUCCAUGGCUUCCCAAAACACUCCCUCCGACGGAAAAAACCCUCUGCUUCAGGACUUCGUCUUUCCUCCGUAUGAUGCCAUCGAACCGAAGCACGUCCGUCUCGGGAUUCGCGCGCUUAUGAAGGAACUCGAGCAUGAUUUGGUUGAGCUGGAGAAGAGGGUGGGCCCCACGUGGCCGAGAUUGGUCGAGCCGCUGGAGAAGAUCAUCGAUCGGUUGCAGGUGGUGUGGGGGAUCGUAAACCAUCUGAAGGCGGUGAAGGAUUCUCCGGAGCUCCGUUCAGCCAUUGAAGAAGUUCAGCCAGACAAGGUUCAAUUUCAGCUUAGGUUGGAACAAAGCAAGCCCAUUUACGAUGCGUUUAAGGCUAUUCAAGAAUCUUCUUGUUGGCAGACAUUGAAUGUUGCUCGUAAACGUAUAGUGGAAGACAGGAUAAAGCAAGCAGUUCUUAAUGGUGUCUCUCUCGAAGAUGAUAAUAGAAACCAGUUCAAUAAAAUUCAACAGGAAUUGGAAAAAUUGUCUCAAAAAUUUGAUGAGAAUGUAUUGGAUGCAACUAAAAAGUUUGAAAAAGUAAUUAUGGAUAAGAAGGAAAUUGAAGGACUGCCUGCUACUGCACUUGGCCUUGCAGCAAAAAUGGCUAUUUCCAAGGGAUAUGAAAAUGCUACUGCUGAAAAUGGGCCAUGGAUAAUUACAUUGGAUGGUCCAAGCUAUCGCUCCAUUUUGCAACAUGCAACCAACCGAUCCUUGCGUGAAGAAAUUUAUCGUGCUUAUGUAACCCGUGCCUCCAAUGGAGAUCUCAACAAUACACCAAUUAUUAACCAAAUUCUGAAGCUUAGGUUGGAGAAAGCUAAGCUUCUUGGUUACAAUAGCUAUGCUGAGGUAAGCAUGGCAAAGAAGAUGGCUACGGUUGACACAGCUGAAGAGCUUCUAGAAAAGCUUCGGAGUGCGUCUUGGAAUUCUGCCAUCCAAGAUAUGGAAGACCUGAAGAGGUUUUGUAGAGCUCAGGGUGCUAAAGAAACUGAUGACUUGGAGCACUGGGACAUAAACUUUUGGAGUGAGAGGCUUCGUGAAUCGAAGUAUGAUAUAAAUGAGGAAGAGUUACGGCCAUUUUUAUCAUUGCCAAAUGUUAUGGAUGGCCUUUUUAGCCUUGUGAAGAUGCUCUUUGAUGUCAACAUUGAGCCCGCGGAUGGCUUGGCGCCGGUUUGGAACAGAGAUGUCAGAUUUUAUCAUGUUAAAGAUUCGUUAGAGAAUCCAAUUGCAUACUUCUAUUUCGACCCAUAUUCUAGGCCUUCUGAAAAACAAGGUGGAGGAUGGGUGGCUGAGGUUGUUGGCCGAAGUCAUGUACUUGCACGUGAUGGAGCCUCUACCAGAUUGCCCAUUGCUCACAUGGUGUGCAAUCAAACACCGCCGGUAGGAAACGAGCCCAGUCUUAUGACAUUCCGUGAGGUUGAGACCAUUUUCCAUGAGUUUGGUCAUUUGCUUCAGAAGAUGCUAACCAAGCAAGAUGAAGGUCUUGUUUCUGGUUCUCAAGGAAUAGAAUGGGAUGCCGUUGAACUGCCUUCCCAAUUCAUGGAAAAUUGGUGUUAUCACAGGAAUACUCUGAUGAGCAUUGCAAAACACCAUGAAACUGGAGAGAGCCUCCCUGAAGACGUUUAUUCAAAGCUUAUCGCAUUAAGAAAAUUCCGUGCAGGUUCACUGCUUCUUCGUCAGAUAAGAUAUGCUAGUGUAGAUUUGGAACUGCAUACAAGGUAUGAUCCCAGUGGACCAGAAUCCAUUUAUGAUGUUGAUCAAAGAGUAGGUAUGCGAACACAUGUGAUCCCGCUGCUGCCAGAAGACAGGUUCCUUUGUAGUUUCAGCCAUAUAUUUGCAGAUCUAUAUGAAGCUGGUUACUAUAGUUACCAGUGGGCAGAAGUGUUGUCGGCUGAUGCUUUCUCUGCAUUCGAGGAGGCUGGCCUGGACAAUGAUGAGGCAAUCAAAGAAACAGGUCGCAGGUUCCGAGAAACUGUUCUUGCCCUUGGAGGUGGGAAAUCACCACUUGAGGUUUUCGUGGAAUUCCGCGGGCGUGAGCCCUCCCCAGACGCCAUGCUCAGGCAGUAUGGCCUAUCACCGGCCACCGUAUCUGCUUGAGGUUUCCAUUAAAUUCACUCUACUUCUUUUGGAGGAAUUCCCAACAUCAUGUAGACAAGGUAUUAUACAAUGCUCGCGCAUGGUUUGUACUGUUUGGAUUUCAUUUUGUACAAGUGGGACCCAUAUUUCAAUGAUCCAAAACAGUUGAUAUAAUGGCAUCGCUGUGCAUGGCUCAUGCACCCAGAAUCCCUAGGCUUGGAAGAUUCCAGGUAUGCAGUUUUUGGCCUUUUUCUUUGCUGAAUGCUCCAAACAUUUCUAUAUUUCUUCUCCUAUCCAGUUAGUUGUUGAGCGGCCCACAUGCUCUCAUCCGUGCAAACUGUAGGCAGAUCUGUUCCCUGUGGCUUAAAAAUAUGUAAUGUAUAUGUAAGUAUAUGUCCGGUUGUACAACAAUCUGGCCUUAGAUAAAAGAAGACCGUGAUUUAAUUGCACCCACCAAACAGUCGAACAAUAUGAAAAUCAAAUUGAAGUUUGUUGAAUACAAUAAGUGAAGGUUGCU